AUGGGUCGCCUCACGACGGUGUUAUCCGCCGUCUUCCUGGCCAUCGGAGGUUUCCUCUUCGGCUAUGACUCCGGUAUCAUCACCUCAACGAUCGCUUUAGAUUCGUUUGAAAAGUACUUCCGCCACCCAUCAGAUACCGUCGCCGGCGGCAUUGUGUCAGCCUUCCAAGGCGGCGCCAUCUUCGGCACCAUCAUCAACAUGCUCUUCGCCAACAAGAUCGGUCGGCGUAACACCAUCUUUGUCGGAUCCGUGAUUUCGUGUCUCGGCUCGGCUCUGCAAGCCGGCGCCGUCAACAUGGUCAUGCUGAUUAUUGGCCGCUUCAUCGGCGGUGCCGCCGUCGGCAUGGUUACCUCGACGAUUCCCAUGUACGCCUCUGAGCUGUCGGAAGCAAAGUACCGCGGUAUCUUGUCCGGUUUGCUACAGUGGAUGUUGAGUUGGGGAUUCUUGAUCGCCCAGUGGCUUGGAUAUGGAUGCUCCUUUGUCAAGGGCGACUUUUCUUGGCGUUUCCCUCUCGCCUUCCAGGCUGUCCCCGGUGUCAUUCUCGUCACCGGCAUCUACUUCCUCCAAGAGUCUCCCCGUUGGCUCAUGGAGCGAGACCGACACGAAGAUGCCCGUCGAUCACUCGGCAAACUCCGAAGCGGCUUGGACGAGGAAACCAUCGAUCUCGAAUUCCGUGAGAUUCGCGACGUUAUCUUGGCUGACCGCGCCCUCGGCAACAUUUCGUGGAAGUCCAUCAUCACAAAGCCUUCGUGGCGCAAGCGUCUCUUGUUGGGCUGUGGUGUACAGGCCUUCGGACCUCUCUCAGGUAUCAACGUGAUCAACUACUACGGACCUCGAAUCUACAAGAUUCUCGGUAUCGAUACGCAAACCUCUCUGAUGAUCAUCGGCAUCAGCGGUGCUCUUUCGAUCGUCUACUGCAGCAUUGGCCUGUGGCUCCUCGACCGCGUCGGCAGAGUGAAGCCCCUGAUCGUCUCCGCAGCCGGUCUCGCCGCCGCCCUCCUCGUCAACGCAGUGCAGGCCCAAUACCUCAACGAGAACAACGCCAACCAGUUGCGCAGUAUGGUAGCCAUGAACUUCGUCUUCAGCAUGUUCUACACCCCGCUGGGCAUUAUCAGCUGGGUAUACCCUGCCGAAAUCUUCCCCGUCGAGGUCAGAGCGCUCGGAAACGCCAUCACCACCUUCACCAACUGGACCGUCAACCUCAUCUUUGCCCAGAUUUCCCCGGAGGCGUUGACGAAUAUUGGAUUCCGCUACUUCUACGUCUUCUUCGUUUUCAACCUGAUCGCCAUGAUUUGCUACAUUUUCUUCUUCCCGGAGACCAAGGGUAGGACGCUUGAGCAGAUGGAUGAGCUGUUUGGGGACCAGCUGGUGCCCCAUGCCAUGCAGGACUCUGUUGGUGCUGCUGCUGCUGUCGCCAAGGAUGAAAAGCUUGUGGAGCAACUUGAUCACGUCUGA
Colletotrichum scovillei is the source of this 1455-nucleotide messenger RNA. RefSeq lists its product as uncharacterized. The coding region runs from base 1 to 1455 and encodes 484 amino acids. Gene Ontology annotation, biological process: carbohydrate transport; transmembrane transport. Gene Ontology annotation, molecular function: carbohydrate:proton symporter activity. The record is from RefSeq and is a predicted model, not a curated record. Lineage: Eukaryota; Fungi; Ascomycota; Sordariomycetes; Glomerellales; Glomerellaceae. Gene Ontology annotation, cellular component: membrane. The transcript is spliced from 3 exons.